UUGUAUGCGCACACUGUGUGCAUCCCACAUGCUCCAUCAAGAUGGCGGACGCCGAAGACGAUGAGAAGUUUUUAUAUGGAGGUGGUGAUGCACAGGAAAAGGAAGAAACAUUAAGCACUGAAAUAAAACAAGAACCAAAAGAAGAAGAGGAAAUUACUGAGAAUGGACAAGUCAAAGACGAAGAUGAUGCCAAGGAGGCUGGAGAGCUGAGUAAUGAAGAUGAAGAGGACGAUGACGAUGAUGAUGACGAUGAUGAUGACGACGUUCAAGUCACUAUUGGGGAAAUAAAUACGUCAGCAGCACCAUAUGGAGCUCCAUAUGCGGCACCUGUAAACUGGAAUUUCAAGACAGGAGGUGGAUCUGCCGCAGUAAAGGACACAAAAGACAAUAAACACAUUGAUGUGGAUGCCGUUGGAACAGUCAAUGGAGUUUCUGUGCAUGAAUUUGAUUUGGACUCAGUUGAUGACAAACCUUGGAGAAAGCCUGGUGCUGACAUCACUGACUACUUCAACUAUGGCUUCACGGAAGACACGUGGAAACAAUACUGUGAAAAACAGAGGCGAAUGAGAAUGGAGUUACAAAUGCCAAAGAAAAUAUUUAUGCACCCGCCAGCCACAGUGGAUCCAGCCAUGCUGCCUGAUGGGAGACCCAGAAAAGCAGGCCCACCCCCUGAAAGAAAACUGGAAGGAAGCAUUGAUGUCAUUGGCGGAGAGGGCUCCAGAGUGGAAAGUCGCCGGAGACGCGAAGAUGACGUCAUGAUGCCGAUGAUGGAAGAGGGUAUGAACCCGGAUGUGGCGGCUCGACAGGGGAUGAUGAACAAAAGACACUUCCCUCCAGGUCCGCCAGGAGGUCCCCAUGGUAUGCCUCCGGUGUCAGGAGCCCCGCCAUUUAUCCCCCCUCACCCGGACCCCUCCAUGGGUCCUCCAACAUCUGGAGCACCACAUGGUAUACCUAUGCAUAUGCCACCCGGAGGUCCCAUUCCACCCGGAAUGCCCCCUCCCUUCAGACCCAUGGGUCCAGAUGGACGACACCACCCCGAGGGGGCACCUCCGGGUAUGCCGCCCCCGGGUAUGCCCCCUAUGCCCGGCAUGGCAGGUCCGCCGCCCCACGGAUUUCCGCCUGAGAUGGGAUUACCUCCAGACGGGAUGCCGCCGCCAUUUGACCCAGGGUUUCCAGGUCGUCCAGGUGCAAUGAGCAUGCGUGGUAGAGGUCGUGGAAGAAUACCGGUAGGAGGACCCCCAGGGGUACCACCGGGAAUGCCUCCACCCGGGGAAUUUCCGCAAGGAAUAGACGAAAGGGGACCAAGACCGUUUGAAGAAGGCGCGGCGUUCUUCCCAGGAGAUCCAACGCAAGCUUUUCAUCCAAUGAUGGGACAUCCUCCUGGCAUGCCGUGGGACGCUGGCAUAGGUCGCGGGUUUCCUCCGGGAUUCCGCGAGGGAUUCCCGGGUACCAUGGCCAGGCAAGGCAGCGAGAGUCCUGGAGACGACGAUAGCGAGUUUGGCAGUAGUGAUGAAGAUAGGAAACGCGAUCGUGAUUCACAUAGACGCCGAGACAGAGAUAAGGACAGAAGCCGUGAACACAGAGAAAGAAAUCGUGACCGUGAUCGUUCUCCGCGUAAAGAGCGUGAUCGUGACCGAGAUAGGCGUGACCGAGAUAGAAGACACCGUGACCGUGAUAAAGGAGACAGAGAAAGACGUGAGGAACGUUCAUCGCGAAAAGAUAAAGAUAGAGAAAAAUCAAAAGAACAACGAGAAAAAAAAAGGCACAGUAAAACGGCUGGGUCUGAAACUUCCGGCGGCCCGGAAGAGGGAGAACUGGUGUCGAGCAAGAAGAAGAGUAGAAGAACCCGGGAGGCGAAAGAAGCUAAGAGCGAAAACUCUGAGCCGCGAGAGGAGGGUCAGCGGACACCUACACCAUGAUUAUUUACAGGUCUUAUGGUGCGGGGAAUAGUGUCAAAAACGUUGUUAAACCUGAAGAACGAACGUUAUAGUUGCUUGUCAGUUUCAUUUUGUGUCGUCUUUGUACAAAAUGGUAUUUGUGCAAGGCAUCAAGACUGAGUCCUGCAGCGACGAUUUUUCAAGUCUGAGUGAUAACUUACUUGUUCUCUUGAUUGCGCAAUCUUUUCAUCUGUUGAUGGAGGAUUUCCAGAAAAAUUUGCCAGCACUUGUGAGGCGGCCAUCUUCAAUCUCUAGUCAUAGCGUCUAGAUAGCCCAAAUGACUUUGUAAACUGAAAACCGCUAAGGCCAAGCAAGGAUUUUAAUUGCCAUGUGGCCCAGACCUUAGUGCAACGCAUCUUUUUCUUAAUACCAGAUGGACGUCACUUCCACCUGUAAUCAACGCAGGUUGCGUCCAAACUUUUUUUAGUCAUUUAAGAUGCUGUGUCUUUGCUCGUAAAUUUCUUCUUUCACAAGAAAUAUAAAAAAUCAAGCAUUCGAAGGAUUCCUUGGUCAGUCCGACUUUUAACUUAACCAUUGUAAAUAUUCGUCUUUUAAACUACAUUUCUGCGUUUGUAUUGUCAUUUCUUCGACCCAUGUCAAGGUUGGAUCAAACUAUAAAAUGAAAAUGUAGCUUUAUUUCUUCUAUAUAUAUCUUAUUAGACGUUUUGUUGUGUAGUAUCGCUGAGUAU
Messenger RNA from Stylophora pistillata, 2626 nucleotides. RefSeq lists its product as uncharacterized. NCBI's taxonomy places the organism in Eukaryota, Metazoa, Cnidaria, Anthozoa, Scleractinia, Pocilloporidae. The record is from RefSeq and is a predicted model, not a curated record. Gene Ontology annotation, cellular component: mRNA cleavage and polyadenylation specificity factor complex.